Molecule: messenger RNA, 2134 nt
Organism: Daldinia vernicosa
Lineage: Eukaryota; Fungi; Ascomycota; Sordariomycetes; Xylariales; Hypoxylaceae
Product: Annexin
Exons: 2
Coding region: 606-1922 (438 amino acids)
Cellular component (GO): cytoplasm
Molecular function (GO): calcium ion binding; calcium-dependent phospholipid binding
Source: RefSeq, a predicted model, not a curated record
UACAAGUCGCGACCUGUCAGGAUGACCUCAGGUACUUAUGUACGCCUACCUAAUUUAGCCAAGAUGGACCAAGCCACAAGCAUGUACCCAAAGGCGUAUAUCAGCGCUAAAUGGUACUUCACUUAUACGCGUAGACUCCGCCUCCGCCACGAAGCUAGUUGCCAUUUACUUUAACGGAAGGCAGAGGUUUCUUUGUUCAAGCUGGCCCUAUUACGACAUCUAUCGAAAAUCUAGACGGAAGCUAUCGUUCACUGCCUCAGUAACGUGCGAGGCGCAAGUUCUAGGUAGCAACCUGAAAUCAAUAGGUGCCUUAUCUACAUGUACAUCGCUUAAGAGUCAUCGCUACCUAUGUACCUAGGCUAGGGUAGUUACUAUCGUCUUAUUUUUUUUUAUAUCUAUCGCUUAGCAACCUGUAUUACUUCAUUCCUCCCUUCUCCCUCCUCCCUCCUCCCUUCGUCUACUCCGCUUUUGAACUACAUUUUCAUAUUCUGUACAUCCCCAACAAACACCCGCAAAAUUCCUGGAUAGCAAUUAGUUAUAGACCUUGAUUACUCUAUUAAGAAACAUUUUCGGAUCAAAGUCUGAGUGAUAGGCAAAUUCUAAGCAUGUCAUACCCUUAUGGCCAGCCGGGUUAUCCCGGCCAGCACCCUCCUCCGGGUCAGUAUCCUCCUCCGGGCCAACCACAGCAAUAUCCUCCGGGUCAAUGGUCGGCACCCCCUCCUCCUCAGGGGUACAAUCAACCUCCUCAAGGUUAUUAUCCACCUGGCCCUCCUCCCGGCCCUCCUCCCGGCCCUCCUCAGGGUUAUAAUCAAUACGGGCCCCCUCCUGGUCCUCCUGGUCCUCCUCAAGGGUAUCCUCCUCAAGGAUAUAAUCAAUAUCCCCAAGGCCAAUACCCCCCUGCGCAACCCCCAUAUGGCCAGCCUUACCCCCCAGCACCCGUAGGACCGCCUACACCUCACAGUCUAGGCUAUGGGCCACUCCCGCAAAUUCAAUGGGAUGCAAACCCUGACGCGCGGACACUAAGAGGCGCCAUGAAAGGGUUCGGCACAGACGAGAAGGCGUUAAUUCGUGUCUUAUGCUCUAAAGACCCUAUACAGAUCGAGGCUAUCAAAGCAGCUUACUUCCGGAAUUUUAGCCGGACGCUCGAAAAGGAUAUAAUGUCAGAGACGAGAGGAUGGUUCGAGAUGGGCUUGGUCGCGAUUGUCAGGGGGCCCUUACUCCACGAUGUGCACCUCUUGCAUUCGGCAAUGGAUGGGCCCGGGACGAAGGAAAAGGUCCUCAACGACGUCUUGCUAAGUCGCAGCAACGCGGAUAUGAAUGCCAUCAAGAGCAUGUACCAACAAACCUUUCACCGGCCGCUGGAGAGCGAUGUGAAAGGAGAUCUCAGCAUGAAGACCGAAAGGCAUUUCAUGAUCGUACUAGGCGCAAACAGGGCUGAAGACAGUGCUCCGGUCAUCCCCCAAGCUAUCGAUCAGGACGUCAUGGAAUUAUAUCGCGCUACAGAGGGCAAAGUCGGUACGGAUGAAAUGAUGGUGUGCUCGAUAUUAUCUACGAGAAACGAUAAUCAAAUCCGGGCUAUUAAUCACGCCUACGAGCAAAAGUUCAGGCGACGAUUAGAGGAUGUUAUUAGAAAGGAGUUUAGCGGGCAUAUGGAGGCGGCUUUAUUAUAUCAACUGCGGAAUGCCAUCGACAAAUACAUGCAUGCAGCCGCUUUACUCGAAGACGCGAUGGCAGGUUUAGGUACGAAGGAUCACUUACUAGUCUCGAGAGUAGUCCGAUACCACUGGGAUAAGCAGACGCUGGAAAAUGUCAAGGGGGCAUAUCAUCACCGUUAUCAUCGAAGUCUUGCCAGUCGUGUUAAAGGCGAGACGAGUGGGGAUUAUUCGAGGCUCAUGCUAGGCUGUCUUGGGGAGCCGGUAUAAAUGCACGUUAAGGGGGCCCUUUCAUUAGGUGCUUUUAUCUUCAUUGGUUGGCGUUACUCAGUGUCUUGUCGGGGAUGUCUUGUACGGCUUUAUACCAUUUUGUUGAUGUUAUCCUACUACGCACGCUCUUGUUGUAUAAGCAAUGGUUGUAAUACUACUACAAGCGAGACACGGUCGUCUACUUUCGAUCAAUUUAAUGUCUGUUCUAAGCG